Messenger RNA from Clupea harengus (Atlantic herring), 4560 nucleotides. It is a transcript of the gene ptpro, whose product is annotated as protein tyrosine phosphatase receptor type O. Gene Ontology annotation, molecular function: cadherin binding; Wnt-protein binding; protein tyrosine phosphatase activity. Gene Ontology annotation, cellular component: glutamatergic synapse; GABA-ergic synapse; plasma membrane. The record is from RefSeq and is a predicted model, not a curated record. Lineage: Eukaryota; Metazoa; Chordata; Actinopteri; Clupeiformes; Clupeidae. Gene Ontology annotation, biological process: negative regulation of canonical Wnt signaling pathway; podocyte differentiation; regulation of glomerular filtration.
GGGCGGGGCGUUGAAGCAGCCUCAGCUUUCAUGCAUGUGUGUACACUCGUUCCGACAACGACGGGCAAUGUCGCCGUCUCGCCAUCUAUCUCACAGACCGGUCGCGGAUGCUAAAAGCUCAAACGUCUCUCUCAACUGAUGGCCUAUACCCGAACUCCCUGACACCGGCACUUCGCCAGGGAAACACGGGCAUCUGUGAACUGAUAGGUGAAGCAAAAGGGGGAGAUUGUAGAGACCAUUGUGCGCCUGGGGUCGGUCGGGGGAGAGAGAGCGAAAGAAGCGCCAGCGGUCUGAUGCUGCAGAAAAUUCGCCAUUGUUUGGAUGAGCAAGCCAGCGAUAGCGUUUAGAAGCAAAGCAAACUCUUCUUCUCCAUCCUCUGAGUUGCAAGCGGUUUAUAUGUCAACAAUGGCUUCAUCACUGACCUAUGCGAUAUAUCUUCUUUUGAGCAUCCAGAGCACAUCGGCCUUCCAGGUGACCCUGCGUGACGAGUCCUGGAUAGUCAUAACCCUCGAGCCGUCGGACCUGAGAGAAAACGUGACGGCGUACGCGGCCCGCGUGUCCGGCGAGCCCCGGACCCACCUCCUACUCUUCCAGAACCAGACCCAGAACCAGACCCAGACCCAGACCCAGACCCAGCCGGACUCAAUGCUCUUCAACGCCUCCUACCACGGCCUGUCCUACACGGUGGGCCUGGUGCUGGGGAACGACACUGUCUGGUCCAAACCGGUCCAGACCAGAACCAUCCUCACAAAGCCUCUGCCCCUGGACAGCGUGGUAAUCUCAGAUUACAAGGCGUCUCCUGAGACGGGGGUGGUCUUUGAGAUUAGCUCGCCCGAGAGGAACGUCUUCAGCCGGGUGAACAUCAGCUACACGGAAGGCAGGGAGCAACGCUACAUGCUCUAUAAAGACUUCUCCAAGGGGAAAACGGUCUUUAAGCACUGGCUACCGGGAACCUGCUACAGUAACAUCACCUUCCAGCUAAUCUCCGAGGCAACGGCCAAUAAGAGCACCCUGGUCCGCAAGAGUGAAGUGGGCCACGAGCCACGUCAUCACAGAACAGUGCCCAACCCCCCGUUGAACAUCUCGCUCAAGGUCGUGCACCUCAACGGGAAGGUCGUGCGGGGGAGCUUGCUGAAGGAGAGCCUGGCGGAGGGGGGCAGGGGUCAGCAGGACUUCCCCAAACCUCGCAAGGCCCGCGACGUGCCCCUCAUGGACGAGCAGGAGCAGGAGCAGGAGCAGGAGCAGGAGCAGGUCCAGGCGGAGAGCCAGGAGGAGGAGGCGAGGCCGCAGGAGGUGGCCGGAGCCUCUGCCACCCUGAGGCCUGACGCCAUCCAGAGCCUGAACGCCAGUGUGCCCGACCACACGGACGAUUACGCCGAUGUGAACGCCAACACGGAGGCUGUCACCAACAGCAACGGUUACACUGGCAACGAGUCGGCCGAGACCGAGGCAGUCACACAGUUCUAUUGGCCAGAGCCCACGGGAAGCCCCUCCCCCACGGAGGAGGGGUUUGUAAACGUGGUGGUGCCGGAGUACGAGGACUCCAAUGAGCCCGGCUCGGCCAUCGACCUGCUGACAGAGGCAUACAUCACCCCCACCCCACUGCCCCCCAUCCUGCUGGAGUUGCGCUGGCUGCCCCCCCGACCCCCCACCGCCUUUGAUGGCUUCAACAUCUUCGUCUACCGUGAUGGGAACUCGACUGAAACAGCCACAGUGGAUGAGAACACACACGAGUUCUUCACAGAACUGACGGAACCGGGAACGUACCGUGUGCAGGUCACAACUCUCAGUUCCUCUGGAGACUGUGAUGCCCGUGAGAGCAUCGCUGACACCGGAUUCACCUUCUACCUCAGUCCCAGUGGAGAGUGGCUGGAGCAGCCCUCGGAGCGGCCGCACUCGGUGAACGUGCGGAUGCUGAGCUCCAGCACAGCGGCGGUGAGCUGGGCCCCCACGGCCGAGAGCCACAACGGCAGCCUGGUGUCCGUGCUCUCCCUCACCUGCCUCAAGGCCAGCCUCAGCCAGCGCAUGGAGAAUAACUACUGCUCAGAGGAGAACAUCACCAGUGACGUCAUCACAAACCUGAUGCCAGGUGCACAGUACAGGGUGGUGGUUUACCACACCAAUGGCCCUCUCAUCAGCCCUCCCUCUGAGCCAGUCAUCAUCGACAUCGAGCCAACAGGAGUGCGGGACUUGGUGGUGUACCCGCUCAGCCCCACGACGGUCAUACUGAGCUGGCAGAGGCCGUACCACGUGGCCUUCCGCAAGUACGUGCUGCAGACGUUCUUCUUCAACCCCGUCACGCUGGCGUCCGAGUGGACCACCUACUACGAGAUCGCCGCCACCGCGUCAGUCAUCGCCUCUGUGAGAGUUGCCGACCUCCUGCCUGCCUGGUACUACAAGUUCCGCGUUACCAUGGUGACCUGGGGCGACCCUCCACUCAGUUGCUGUGACGGCUCCGCGGCGAACUUUGUGACAGCCCCCGAGGCUCCCCACAUCUCCUCCGUGGACUACUCCCACGGUCAGCUGUACGUGCGCUGGACGUACGGCGACCUCUUCACCGACCUCACCCACUCCAGGAUGCUGCACUGGCAGGUGGUAGCCGAGGGCAAGAAGGGUUCCAGGAAGCGCUUCUCCAUUGACGUAACCCGCACCAUGAUGAAAACUACCAUGGCGUUGCCGCCGGGGGACAUCUACAAUCUAACCGUCACCGCCUGCACCGAACGUGGCCGCAACACCUCCAUGCCCCAUAUCAUCAAGCUGGAACCGGCGCCGCCUAAGUCCCUGUACGCCGUCAACGCCACGCACACCGCCGUGACCCUCCUGUGGAGCGAGGAAGGGGUCGUGGACUUCUACCAGAUCCUCUGCAAGCCGCUCGGACCCAACAAAGAGCUCAAGUCCAGAGAGCCCCAGACGUCCCAGUCUCACGUGACCACGGUGGCGGGGCUGCUGCCAUCCUCCUCCUAUAACUGCAGUGUGACUGGCAUCAGCUACAGCACGCCCAGCGAACCAGCCUUCAUCACCAUCACCACUCUGGCCAGGGAGAUGAACCCCAGCGUGGCAGCCAUCUCGGCUCUGGCCGUCCUCAGUGUGCUUCUCAUCAGUCUUCUUGUGCUUUUCCUGCUGGUCCUGCGCAAGAAACACAUGCAGAUGACCAGGGAGUGUGGCGCCGAAACGUUUGUGAAUUUUGCUUCUUUCGAGAGGGACGGCAAGAUGCCAUAUAACUGGCGAAGGAGCUUCUUUGCCUUCCUUACUCUUCUGCCAUCCUGCCUAUGGACUGACUAUCUUUUGGCUUUUUAUAUUAAUCCGUGGAGCAAGACUGCAUUAAAGAAAAGGAAAUUAACAAGUCCCGUGCAGCUAGACGACUUUGAUGCCUACAUCAAAGACAUGAGCAAAGACUCUGCCUACAAGUUUUCUCUGCAGUUUGAGGAGCUGAAAAGUGUGGGGUUGGAUCUCUCUCACGACUUUGCCGAUAUUCCCGUGAACAGGCCCAAAAACCGUUACACUAACAUCCUACCCUAUGAUCUCAGCCGAGUUAAACUCAUCUCCAUGCACAACGAUGAGGGCUCCGAUUACAUCAAUGCAAACUACAUACCAGGCUACAACUCGCCGCGGGAGUACAUCGCCACGCAGGGGCCGCUGCCGGAGACACGCAACGACUUCUGGAAGAUGGUGCUGCAGCAGAGGUCCCACAUCAUCGUCAUGCUCACCCAGUGCAACGAGCGUAGGAGGGUGAAGUGUGACCACUACUGGCCUUUUACGGACGAACCAGUCGCCUACGGAGAGAUCGCCGUGGAGAUGCUCACAGAGUCAGAGUCAGCUGACUGGACCGUGAGGAACUUCAGACUCAACUACGCUGACGAGAGUCAGGACGUGCUGCACCUGAACUACACGUCCUGGCCCGACCAUGGCGUUCCCACGGUCAACGCCAUCGACAACAUCCUGCAGUUCGUGCAGAUCGUCAGGCAACAGGUGAACCGGACCAAAGGGCCCAUCAUAGUGCACUGCAGUGCUGGUGUGGGCCGGACGGGAACAUUCAUCGCUCUGGACCGCCUGAUGCAGCACAUACGCGAGCACGAGUUUGCAGACGUCCUGGGCUUGGUGUCGGAGAUGCGCUCUCACCGCCUCUCCAUGGUGCAGACAGAGGAGCAGUAUGUGUUCAUCCACCAGUGUGUCCUGCUGAUGUGGAAAAAAAAGAAACAGCAGUCUGUCACCAGCGACGUCAUUUACGAGAACGUCUCCAAGUCAUAAUCACUAGGGACCCCACAAAUGUUGUGACCGUUCACUCUCUCUGUCCUCUCCUUCCUGGCGUUUGUGUACUGCCAAGUAAUCAGUUAAAUCUUUAAUAGCGAAACCAAACGAAGAAAGAGAUAAAGAAACAAAAACACAACAAAGCAAACCAACCACAAGAACAACAGAGGAAGACAAAACUGGAUACCAUGGCUACGCAUUCUAAAAAGUCACCGGUGCAAGCAUGGAAUAUAACAAUGCCUUAAGGAACCUUCACCAACUUAAUCGACAACCUUCCACAUCUGAGCCCCAACACCUCCACCCCCCCCCCCC